This is a messenger RNA of Aspergillus heteromorphus CBS 117.55, 2152 nucleotides long. RefSeq names its product putative COP9 signalosome subunit 2 (CsnB). Gene Ontology annotation, biological process: protein deneddylation. The record is from RefSeq and is a predicted model, not a curated record. The transcript is spliced from 4 exons. NCBI's taxonomy places the organism in Eukaryota, Fungi, Ascomycota, Eurotiomycetes, Eurotiales, Aspergillaceae. The coding region runs from base 308 to 1813 and encodes 501 amino acids. Gene Ontology annotation, cellular component: COP9 signalosome.
CAGUGACCGAGACUGUCGGUGAAACAGAUCAUCCUCGAGCCAUCCUUGAGCCAUCCUAGGAUAGUAUAUUCAUCAGAAGACAGAAUAAUGUUAGUCAGAUGGAGGGCCUCUCGGUCGGCCCGUAAGCUCCUCUUUACUUAAGGCGGGGAACCGCAAGGUUGCCCCAGGCUCCGAUAGGCGCGGAAGCUCCGUCGCUCUGCCGUCACCCAUCCAACAACCCAUCAAUCCACUUAUCUCCCCUCUCUUUAGCCCGCUCUCAUUCCUAAGAUACCCUACUCGCCUUGAGCCCUUAUUUUUUCUCUUCAUAAUGUCUGACGAUGAUGAUUUCAUGCAAGAUUCCGGGGACGAGGAGUACGACUUCGAGUACGAGGACGCGGACGAUGAUGAGUCGGGUGACGUCGGGAUCGAGAACAAAUACUACAAUGCCAAGCAGAUGAAGAUAGACAACCCGGAGGAGGCCAUCGAUGAGUUUUUGGGCGUGCCGGCUUUAGAACAAGACAAGGGCGACUGGGGGUUCAAGGGUCUAAAGCAGGCCAUCAAGUUGGAAUUCAAGCUGGGGAGAUAUGGCGAUGCCGUCGAACACUAUAAGGAACUCCUCACAUACGUCAAGUCCGCCGUCACACGCAACUAUUCCGAAAAAUCCAUCAACAACAUGCUAGACUACAUCGAAAAGGGAUCGGACGACGCCACGGCUUACCAGUGCAUGGAGGAGUUCUACUCGCUGACCCUCCGAUCCUUCCAGAACACCAACAACGAGCGACUGUGGCUGAAAACGAACAUCAAGCUGGCACGCCUAUGGCUCGAGCGGAAGGAGUACAGCCAGCUGAGCAAGAAAGUGCGGGAGUUGCACCGGGCAUGUCAACGGGAAGAUGGGACGGACGACCCGAGCAAAGGGACAUACCUACUGGAGCUGUACGCGUUGGAGAUCCAGAUGUACGCCGAGACAAAGAACAACAAACGGCUCAAAGCGCUCUACCAACGCGCCCUCCGCGUGCGGUCGGCCGUGCCGCACCCCAAGAUCAUGGGAAUCAUCCGCGAAUGUGGAGGCAAGAUGCACAUGAGCGAGGAGAACUGGGAGGAAGCGCAGAGCGACUUCUUCGAGUCGUUCCGGAACUACGACGAGGCGGGCUCAAUACAACGGAUCCAGGUGCUCAAGUACCUCGUGCUGACGACGAUGCUGAUGAAGUCGGAUAUCAACCCGUUCUAUUCGCAAGAGACCAAGCCGUACAAGAACGACCCCCGCAUCUCGGCCAUGACCGACCUGGUGGACGCGUUCCAGCGGGACGACAUCCACGCAUACGAAGAGAUCCUGAGCAAGAACCCGGACGUCCUGGCGGACCCGUUCAUCGCAGAGAACAUCGACGAGGUCAGCCGCAACAUGCGGACGAAGGCGGUCCUCAAGCUGAUUGCCCCGUACACGCGCUUCACGCUCCAGUUCAUCUCCAAGCACAUCCGCAUUUCCGUACCGGAGGUGCAGGACAUCAUCAGCUUCCUGAUCCUGGACAAGAAGCUGGACGCGCAGAUCGACCAGGAAAACGGAAUAGUGGUGAUCGCGAGCACCAGCGAUGUGGACCGGCUCCAGGCUCUCCAGGAGUGGAACGCAUCGCUGCGGGCCCUUUGGCAAACGACGUUGAACGACGGGGAAGGGUUCAGGGAAGACCCCGCGCAGCUCCACGGGAUGAAGGGUGGCCCCAUAUUCCCACCCGGGCUUGGAGACGAAGUGUCCGCAGGUCUACGCGCUGGUGGUGGUGGUCGGCGCGUGCGGGGCGGAUGGAAGGGCAAAGCCGGCGGCGGGCCUGGAACCAAGGUCUGAGUUUGUCUGAGUCUGGGUCUGAGUAUCUGGAUAGUGACACAUUGUACCACUGCCAUCUCCUGCGUCGCCGCGUCUCCGCGUCUCCGCAUCUCCGCGUCUCCUGGCUGCGUCAUGCUGUAGCCUGCUCGCCCUCGCACGUCGUACCUGCCAGCUACAGACUCGGCGCGAUGCAUGUGCUGUACGCCGAACCCAUCAGACAUGAGAUCAUGAAGGCCAAUGCACAUGCCUAGUUCUUACGGAGUACGUCCGCGCGUAGAUAGUAGAUUUGUAAACAUCAAGUCUGUAGUUACGGACUAGGGAGUGGUAAACAAGUACGAAGAACGGAGUACUCCGUAUCCG